CCUCACCCAACCCCCUAUACAACUAUCCAUUCGAUACACACAUCACAUCGUCUCGUCUUCCUCUCCUCCUCACAAGACGCAAAUCAAAAGUCGUACAUCUCGUCGGAAAGAACAACAUGUUGUCACAAUCACUUAGAGCUUCCAGGUCGGCACUCCGACCCGCCGUCUCGGCUCAGAGGCAGCAGGUCCGGGCCUUGUCCAUUCACGAAUACCAGUCGGUCCAGCUCUUGAACUCGUAUGACAUCCCCACCCCCAUCUCCAAACCCGCCUUUUCGCCCUCGGAAGCUGAAUCCGUCGCCAAGUCCUUCUCGGACCCCAACUCGCUCGUCCUCAAAGCCCAGGUCCUCGCAGGAGGUCGAGGGAAAGGUCACUUCACCUCGGGCUACCAGGGAGGUGUUCAGAUGAUCGACUCCCCCGCCCAAGCCAAGGAAGUCGCCGGGAAGAUGUUGGGCGAAAAGUUGGUCACCAAGCAGACGGGCGAGGCGGGGAGGUUGUGCAACGCCGUCAUGCUGGCCGAGAGACUUCCCCCGCAGAAGGAAUAUUACGCGGCCAUCCUCCUCGACCGUGCUAGGGGCUGUCCGGUUUUGGUGACUUCCAACCAGGGAGGUAUGAACAUCGAAGAGGUCGCACACGAUACCCCCGAGGCGAUCAUCACCACCGAAUUGGACUUCGACAACGGGAUCAGCAAGGCCGAUGGGAUCGCCUUGGCCGAGAAGCUCGGUUUCAAGGAAGAGGCUAGGGAGAACGCGGCCGAUGUGUUCGGCAAGCUUUAUAGCAUCUUCAAGGACAAGGAUGCUACGCAGAUUGAAAUCAACCCGUUGAGCGAGAUGUCGGAUGGCAAGGUUCUCUGCAUGGACGCCAAGUUCGGUUUCGACGACAAUGCCGACUUCCGUCAAAAGGACGUCUUCUCUCUCCGUGAUACGACCCAGGAAGACCCUCAAGAGGUCGAAGCGGCCGAGUACGGUCUGAACUUUAUCAAGCUGGACGGCAACAUCGGAUGUCUCGUCAACGGAGCCGGUCUGGCCAUGGCCACGAUGGACGUCUUGAAGCUGAACGGAGGGGACCCGGCCAACUUUUUGGACGUCGGGGGUGGGGCUACGGCCGAGGCGGUCAAGAAGGCGUUCGAGCUGCUCUUGACGGAGAAGAAGGUCAAGAGCAUUUUCGUCAACAUCUUCGGUGGAAUCAUGCGAUGCGACGUGAUCGCCGAGGGAAUCAUCAAGGCGACCAAGGAGUUGCAAUUGACGAUCCCCUUGAUUGUCAGGUUGCAGGGUACCAAGGAGGCCGAGGCCAAGGCCAUGAUCAAAGAGUCGGGACUCAAGAUCUUCCCCUUCGACGGACUGGACGAGGCUGCUGCCAAGGCCGUCGAGGCUGCCCGAUAGGAGAGACGACUAUACAGAGUAGUCUCGUCGGUGUUUGUUUGUUUUCGCAAUCCUACUAGUCUAUCAUUAUGAAACCGAGAGAGAUAUAUCAAUCGACGAAUGUGGUCGAUGACGUCCGUGUCGCGUGGUCGGUCGUUUUCCACUUUCGGCGAUCGAAACAGACGGAAAAGCUUCCGAGAGUAGAGUAGAGACAGGUUGCAGGUUGGUUGUCGACCUCGAACGGUUCAAGUAGCAUCAGCAUCUCCAUCUACCAUCUCGAUUGCA
Messenger RNA from Filobasidium floriforme, 1643 nucleotides. RefSeq lists its product as uncharacterized. Gene Ontology annotation, cellular component: succinate-CoA ligase complex; mitochondrion. The transcript has 7 exons. Lineage: Eukaryota; Fungi; Basidiomycota; Tremellomycetes; Filobasidiales; Filobasidiaceae. The record is from RefSeq and is a predicted model, not a curated record. Gene Ontology annotation, molecular function: succinate-CoA ligase (ADP-forming) activity; ATP binding. The coding region runs from base 117 to 1379 and encodes 420 amino acids. Gene Ontology annotation, biological process: succinyl-CoA metabolic process; tricarboxylic acid cycle.